Messenger RNA from Euleptes europaea (tarantolino), 3330 nucleotides. RefSeq names its product SEC16 homolog B, endoplasmic reticulum export factor (gene SEC16B). Gene Ontology annotation, cellular component: endoplasmic reticulum exit site; ER to Golgi transport vesicle membrane. The coding region runs from base 1 to 3330 and encodes 1109 amino acids. The record is from RefSeq and is a predicted model, not a curated record. Gene Ontology annotation, biological process: Golgi organization; autophagy; COPII vesicle coat assembly. NCBI's taxonomy places the organism in Eukaryota, Metazoa, Chordata, Lepidosauria, Squamata, Sphaerodactylidae. The transcript is spliced from 26 exons.
AUGAGCCACGCCUUUCAGCGCCGAAAUGACCCUCUCAACGUGGCGACGUCACGCCGUUCUGCCCUUUCCCUCACUCUGUGCUUCAAGAAGGCUUCCGGCAAGGCGCAACAGCCGCUGCUCAAAGGUUCCGGAAGUAGAAGCAGUAAACCCAAGAUGGAUUCUUGGAUUUCACCACAGCAUCCUCAACCACAGGGGAGAAAUAUACCCCAAAAGGAAGGGCAGGGCAGAGGGCCAUGGGGGGGAGUCUCCCAUGGACCUCCUCCUCAUUCCAGGCACCAAAAUGAGAGGUUCUACCAUCAGUACCAUGAUCCCCAGGCAGGGCCUCCACCUUGGCCAGAUGCCAGAAUGGAGUACUACUACCCGACCUAUCACCCACAGCUCCAGGAUUACGGGAGACUGAACUCCAGGGCAGAGUAUUACGAAAACAGUUAUCUCAACAGGCCAUACUCAAGGCAAGGUUAUGAAGAUCAGUAUUGGAGCCCUGUAGAAGAUUAUUCCUAUGGAGAUUAUCCGAGAUACCCCCAAGCACUGCAGGUUGACAGAGAUCCAAGGCAGAGAAAUACCUAUGGUGAACGUGCAGAUCAUUGGAAUCCGGGUUAUUAUAGAGAUUACCAUCAGGAGGAAAGCAGUGGAAUUGUCAGGAAUAACGACACAACACCAGUUCGAUCUAAGAAGCAGGAGUCCUACGAAGACAGGUAUGGUGGACAGGAAGACAACUCCUAUGAUAUCAGUUAUGGCCCUCCUGUGCAACGAGGAUGGAUUCCGAAUGAAUUGCAAGGGAGCUUCCCGGAGAAUCUUGGUGCUCCAGUACAUGAGGUUCCAGUGCUUGAAGAACCAAGCCUGCUUCAGCAGUACAAAGACUCUGGCCUCAGUUCCAGCACUUAUGAGCUAAGCCAGUACAUCUAUGAGGCUUCCAAUCCAUAUGAAGCCGCUCCCUCCAAGGAUUGGAGUCCUGUUCAAACAGGAAAAGAUAUACUGGCACCCCAGAAGUUUCCCUUGCCCCAUGUACCUGUCUGCUUUGGACCUGGAGGGCACCUGGUCCGAGGAUGUCCUAAUUACCCUGCAGAAGGACAACCUGCCCUUGUUGAAAUACACAGCCUGGAGGUUAUUUUACACGACACUGCUGAGCAGGAGGCGAUGCAAGUCUUCCCAGGACCUUUGAUCAGGGAGGACUUGCACAAGGUGGACGUGAUGACGUUUUGUCAACGCAAAGCAGCCGCAGGCUGUGACUUGGCAUCUAACCGGGGCCGAGAUGCCGCCUUGCUUUGGAAACUCCUUCUGCUUCUGUGCCGCCAGAAUGGGUCCAUGGUGGGGUCCGACAUAGCAGAACUGCUGAUGCAAGACUGCAGGCACCGGGAGAAGUAUAAAAGACAAGAGCCAGUAGCCAAUCUGAUCAACCUGACGGAAGAGGAGUGGCCAGUGCAGGUCUGUGGGACCCCAGACCUUCUCACAGGAGAGAUAGUACCAAGUGCUGGCACACCAAAGCAAAAUGUGGAGAAGUUCACCAAGCUCCUCUUCUAUGGGAGAAAAAAAGAAGCGCUGGAUUGGGCCAUGAGGAACCAGCUGUGGGGCCAUGCUCUCUUUCUAUCCAGCAAAAUGGACAUGAGGACCUACAGCUGGGUCUUGAGCGGGUUUACCAGCACUUUGGCCUCCAAUGACCCUCUGCAGACACUUUUCCAGCUCAUGUCUGGAAGGAUCCCCCAGGCGUCUCUGUGCUGUGGGGAUGACAAAUGGGGAGACUGGAGGCCUCACCUGGCCGUCAUCCUGUCCAAUCAGGUGGGAGAUGCUGAGCUGAACCACAGAGCUGUUGUUACCAUGGGAGACACAUUGGCUGGGAAGGGGUUAACGGAGGCAGCUCACUUCUGCUACUUGAUGGGGAACAUCCCUUUUGGCCAUUUUGGAGUUAAAACCCACCACCACAUGGUAUUGCUGGGCAGUAGCCAGAGCCAGGCCCUUGCCCAGUUCGUAAGGUUGGAGGAUAUCCACAGGACCGAGAUCUUUGAAUACUGCCAGCUGCUGGGGAACCCCAAAGCUUUCAUUCCCUCUUUUCAGGUGUACAAACUUAUUUAUGCCACUCGCCUUGUGGACUACGGCCUCACUGCUCAGGCCUUGCAUUAUUGCGAAGGGGCUGGGAUGGCGCUCCUUGCCCAGAACGGGAACACCAACCCGGUUCUCCUAGAGCAAGUUAUCAAGCUGGCAGAGCGGCUGAAACUGUCAGACCCACGGCUGCUGGACAGGCCCGAACAAGAUGGCCCUUUAGAUCCUGAUUGGCUCAUACAGCUCCGAGCCCUACAUCAGCAGAGCAAGAAGGAAGAAAGUCUUCCUGGUGCUAAUUCCACCCAGCCGGAGCUUGUAAGAAACAGCGGAUCAAUACCAGGUAUGGCUCCCCAUUCUGAGCAUGUACAGAAUCAAGGUUGUUUGGAGGACCUCGGACAACAUCCGUUUAAUCACCUGCCACCCGUGCAAUCAACUCAGCACCAGCCAGGUUUGGACCAGAGACUGCAUUUCCAUCCUGGAUCUGACUGCCCUGUAAAUACAACUGUUGCCAGUAUGGAGAAUUAUCUGCCAGGGAUUAGCCAAGGUUCCUUUUCUUCUCCAGGAGGACUUCUAGAUGACGUCUCCUCUCAUAUGCACCAGCCAUCAGGGGGUGAUCAGGAAUCUGCUGGAGUGUACCACGCUGGUGAUGAACUAAACUUAAUGGAAAAUCAGAACACACGAAAUACCCGGAACAGGACUGUCUCUCAGAGUUCAACCAUAUCUAUGGUGGAGGAUAUCUCACAAUUCUCAGAAGAUACAGUGGAGGAAGCCAUUUCAGAGAAACCAGAAGCCGAGGAUGCUGGGCAAGAGCAAGCAAAGGCCUCUGGUUUUGGCUGGUUCCGGUGGUUCCGAUCCAAGCCUAACAAGGAUGCAGAACCCUCACAGAAGGCCCCAACCACUCCUUUGGACUUGGCUGCUCCAGAUUCCCAGGAGAAAGCAACUCUACCACCACCUUCUCUUCCUCCCAUGGGUGAGAUCAGGCCAUCACUUCCUCCUCCUCCUCUUCCUCGUCUACCUCAUGCUGAUGAUAACCCUUUUUCCCUAAGCAUUCUGGGUAAUCCUAGAACCAAAAUCCCACUAGACUUUGGAAGCAAAGAAGGGGCCCUAUUUCCAGGUGUUAGAAACCAGGAUACGUCCUCUGAACCUCAUCCUGACCCUGCUGGUAGGCCUUUAACCCCAAAGGGAGGAACAGUCCCACUUUUCAAUCCUUCUCAGGUCACCACGGCAGCGGUCUCUGGCGCUGUCUAUCCGUGGCAGAGUUUUCAGCGCCACUACCCACCUUAUCCUCAAUGA